AUGAACGUUGAAGAAGAAGUUGAGAAGCUCAAAGAAGAGAUCAAAAGAUUGGGCAAACCCCAGGAUGAUGGUUCUUAUAAGGUCACUUUUGGCGUUCUGUUUAAUGACGAUCGAUGUGCAAACAUCUUCGAAGCACUUGUUGGAACAUUGAGAGCUGCAAAGAAGCGCAAGCUCUUGACGUAUGAUGGCGAGCUUCUGCUUCAAGGAGUUCAUGACAAUGUGGAAAUCAUUCUCAAACCUAACCCAGCAACAACAUCAUCAGCUGAAGCUGCAGCAGUGAAGAGUUGA
Oldenlandia corymbosa var. corymbosa is the source of this 288-nucleotide messenger RNA. The record is from the annotation of a GenBank genome assembly. NCBI's taxonomy places the organism in Eukaryota, Viridiplantae, Streptophyta, Magnoliopsida, Gentianales, Rubiaceae.